AAAAGGAAGUCGAGCUCCAGUGUGCAUUUGAUGCCACAGAGCAACAACAAAACCAGUAUAGUAAGCACUGCAAAAGAAACACCCCCAGUGCAGACGUCCAUGGAGCCUCAAACAACUGUUGUCCAUAAUGCUACAGAUGGCAUAAAGGGUUCCACAGAGAGCUGUAACACCACGACUGAAGAUGAGGAUCUGAAAGCUACACAGUCUUGUGAAGAGAAGCUUCAUGCCUGGGACAGCCCAGGGCAGACAUUGGAGUUAGAGCGUGCUCAGUCGGAGCCUUUGCUAACUCCAGUAGUUCCCUUUGUACUUAACCGUGCACCGU
Messenger RNA from Nestor notabilis (Kea), 322 nucleotides. RefSeq names its product calcium/calmodulin-dependent protein kinase type II subunit gamma-like. The transcript is spliced from 5 exons. The record is from RefSeq and is a predicted model, not a curated record. Lineage: Eukaryota; Metazoa; Chordata; Aves; Psittaciformes; Psittacidae. The annotation marks the transcript as partial.